CUCUCUCUCCAUGCAUGCAGUGCUGCCCUAUAUAAGAAGAGCUCUUCUCUUCCUGCCUUCUUCAUCACAACCACAACUCAAUACAAUACUUUCUCAUACUCUUCUCUCACUCUUAUUAUUUCCCUACCUACUAUGGCUUCCAACCCUAAAACCCUCCUUCCUUCUCUUCUCAUCCUCUCCCUCCUCCUCCUUUCCAUAGCUGGGGGCAUGCAAUGGCCGGACGUGAAAUCCCUACGAAUUCACUCCCAAAACACAGACGACAUGAAAAAGCCAGAAUCAUUCAUUGAUUCUGAUGGCAGUGUGCUCAUUCCCGGCAUUGGCCGUUUCAUGCUCCCCAGACUGGGUACGGGUUUCAAUCCAUUCACCUACAACCCAGUCACUGGCACCAGUGGAGGCACUGGUAUUGGUGGUGGUAUUGGGGAUGAUAGUGGCAGCGCCACCCACGAAUAUGUGCCAAGUGGCGAUGAUACAUUAGUCCCAAACCCCGGUGUGGAGGUCCCGAAUCCUGGAAAUGUUGGCAGCAAUCCCGCAGCAGCUCAACCUUGAGUUUGUCUAGCUCUUCUUGUUAUAUAUCUAUGUUUGAGUCUGCUUUUUACUUCUCUAUGUAUUGUUUUGCUUUGCUUUGCUUGUAUAUUUAAUGGGUUAAUUGGUAAUGAAUAAGAUUUAAGCAGUUGGGUUUUUUAUGCAUUUUUCUUCAUGAAAUACAAUGGACAAUAUCAAGAUGGAGAGA
Messenger RNA from Camellia sinensis, 730 nucleotides. RefSeq names its product cell wall protein precursor. NCBI's taxonomy places the organism in Eukaryota, Viridiplantae, Streptophyta, Magnoliopsida, Ericales, Theaceae. The record is from RefSeq and is a predicted model, not a curated record.